CGGUUAGCUGGGUGAGCUGGGUGAACUCAGCGCUUCUGUCUGCCAGCCCUCUCUUCCAGAAGCAACGAGGUGGCUAAUUAGCUAGCUAACCUAGCUUAGCUUAGGUAGGUUAAGUUACUGGUUUGCUUGCACUGCACGCAGGUGAGUCUGGUUGUUAGCUAGCUUAGCGAGCUCGCAUUAGCCACACCGCUAACACUUAUACAUUCUCGCCGUGUGUCUGUCGGUUUAUAUGUGGGCGUGUGCCUUUAGCAUUAUGUCAUGAGUUAAGCUGCUCUCGAGUCAGUUGGUCUGAGUCGCUCCCAGCCUGAAUCUCCCACAGGGAUGCCUUGCUGGAUGGGUAUAUAACCUGUAAGGCUAUUCAGUGAAAUUUUAGUGAGUGCUUUAGCCUUUUUUUAUUUAUGUUGGCAUCAGGUCGCUGUACUAAAUCGCUCCUAGGCUUCUCUGGUGUUUGGUACAAGUUGAUUGGGCAGACAGAUUUUAACUUUCAGAGACAACCAGAAAGUCUGUAGGAGGGCUGUGAGCAAAGCUCCCAUCCGAGGCCCCCUCCCAAAGAAGCAGCAUGUCCAGCGACCCCCCUCCUCCCUAUCCAGGGGCCCCCAGUGCCCCUCUUAUUGAAGAGAAGAAUGGACAACCUCCAGUCUCUGCAAGCACAGCUCCGGUAACAACCGGUCCUCCAGUGGGACAGCCUUUGUCACCAGAGUAUGGUCCUCCACCUUACGAGGCCACAAUGCAGCCAGAUUUCAUUCCGCCACACGUCCCUGGCGAGGGCCAUAUGCCCAUGCCCAUGCCCAUGCCACAUCCACACGGUGGCUAUUAUCCUCCUCCUGGUCAUUAUCCCCACUCCAUUCCGGGACAGUUUGGUCCAGUGCCCAGCCACUAUGGCCCAGCUCCAGGACACACAGCAACAGUGAUUGCCCCACCAGGGGCUGCCACUACGGUCACAGUGCUGCAGGGUGAGAUGUUUCAGUCGGCACCAGUGCAGACAGUGUGUCCACACUGCCAGCAGGCCAUUAUCACCCGCAUCAGCCACGACGUGGGCCUAAUGAACACCCUCUUCUGUCUUUUCUGCUUCUUUGUGGGUUGUGAUCUAGGCUGCUGCUUGAUCCCGUGUCUGAUCGACGACCUCAAGGAUGUGACACACACCUGCCCCAACUGCAAGGGCUACAUCUACACAUACAAACGCAUAUGCUAACAGCGUCCCCGACCCUCACAGCAUCAUCCCAGCAGUUGUACUAAGUCCUCAUCGCUUACUCACGUGAGUUCUGCCACAUUUUCUGUUUUUGUUUUUCCGCUCUGUGUGCUGUGCUUCAUUUAGCCCCAGCUGGCUGACCAGUUUUUGUUUUUACUAGGCGUCCGUCCAUUUCUUACUGUAAAUAACCACUGACUCUCUCAACCAUGUACAAGGACUUGUUUGGUUAUUGACACUACAAGGUGAAUUGAAGG
Messenger RNA from Pygocentrus nattereri (red-bellied piranha), 1443 nucleotides. RefSeq names its product cell death-inducing p53 target 1 (gene cdip1). The record is from RefSeq and is a predicted model, not a curated record. Lineage: Eukaryota; Metazoa; Chordata; Actinopteri; Characiformes; Serrasalmidae. Gene Ontology annotation, biological process: tumor necrosis factor-mediated signaling pathway; intrinsic apoptotic signaling pathway in response to DNA damage by p53 class mediator. The coding region runs from base 560 to 1192 and encodes 210 amino acids. The transcript is spliced from 6 exons. Gene Ontology annotation, molecular function: zinc ion binding.